Molecule: messenger RNA, 2355 nt
Organism: Aspergillus alliaceus
Lineage: Eukaryota; Fungi; Ascomycota; Eurotiomycetes; Eurotiales; Aspergillaceae
Product: WD40-repeat-containing domain protein
Exons: 9
Coding region: 1-2355 (784 amino acids)
Biological process (GO): proteasome-mediated ubiquitin-dependent protein catabolic process
Cellular component (GO): GID complex
Molecular function (GO): protein binding
Source: RefSeq, a predicted model, not a curated record
AUGGCUUGUUCAGCAGGUUGGCGUUUGUGUCUAGAACUCUGGGGAGGCAUGAUCGGGUUGUUUCGGAGAUGCUUGUUCCAAACACUCCUGAGACGGCCUGGUGCAGGUGAUGCGUUGGGCAGAUCUACCCAAGUGUUCGAUCUGGCAGACCACCCCUACGCCUAUAUACCCUCCUCCGCCGCUCCCGACCGCCCUGACCCUCCUAUCCCCAUCGAACCUACACCGUCCUACCCGAGAAGCGCUCCCGCUCCCGAUAGCAUCCUGUCGUCAUCCCGUUCGGAUCCUUCCGUCGAUAACUCCUACACUACCGCGGGUGCUCCUGGACCUUUUCAUCUGUCUUCCACCCGCCGUCGUCGCCGUCGUAGUACCCCCAACUCGCGUGAACGCACCGCUGAGGGAACCGGAAGUCUUGCGGGAGAUUCCACGGCAAGUGAGGCCGCUGUUUCGGAACAAAGGACACAUCCCACAGAGGGUCACUCGCCGUCCCCCAAGCGCAGGCGCCUGGCAAAUAUGCGUCCCGAUGGCAUUUCAAGCGCAAACGGUCCUUCCCACGUGUCUAACGGCUCCGUUGCCUCUCCGUCUCAUAAGGUGGGUCUCUCCCACUCCUUGAACGGUCAGGCUCCGUCCGCUUCCUCUAAUGGAGACCUUUAUACGAAUGGAGUACAGAAGUCCUCUGCCAAUACGACAUCAUAUUUUGGACAUGACCGAGAAGAAGUAACGCGCAUCCUCAUCCAAAGUUUGUACGAGCUGGGCUAUAACGGCGCAGCGUCACUAUUGAGCAAGGAGAGCGGUUAUCAACUGGAGAGCCCGGCAGUUGCUACGUUCAGAGGCGCAGUACUUGCAGGGCGAUGGGGCGAGGCGGAGCGAAUUUUAGUACAGUCUUUCUAUCCAGAUGGAACAAGGCGGACGACGAGCGGUGAGGGUGACCACCCUCCAACGAAGGAGAGGUUGGUAUUGGUGGAAAAUGCGGAUAUGAACGAGAUGCUCUUCUAUCUACGACAGCAGAAGUUCCUCGAACUGCUGGAGACUCGUAAUCUGUCAGCAGCAUUGACCGUUCUCCGUCAUGAAUUGACACCGCUCAAUUACGAUAUUGGGCGUCUACAUGCUUUAUCUAGUCUUUUGAUGUGCCCCCCGGAACAUCUUCACGACCAAGCCGGCUGGAAUAGCUCGAUAAACUCAUCUCGGGAGAGGUUAUUAUCUGAACUAUCAAAAUCUAUAUCUCCGUCUGUGAUGAUACCGGACAACCGUCUCGCCAUGUUAUUAGAUAAUGUCAAACAAAAUCAGAUAAACCAAUGCUUGUACCACAACACUGCAAGCCCGCCGUCGUUAUAUUCCGACCACAUGUGUGAUCGGGCAGACUUCCCACUUCGAGCGGGAAUUGAAUUAAGUCAGCAUUCGGACGAGGUUUGGUACUGUCAAUUUUCGCAUGAUGGCACAAAACUGGUCACGGCGGGCCGCGACCAUAGUGUUAUUAUCUACGAUACCAACACUUUUGCCGUGUUACAUAAGUUGAUGGAACAUGAUGAGGGUGUUGCGCAUGCCUGCUGGAGCCCAGACGAUACUAAGAUCAUCACUUGCUCUCAGGAUAAGAAAGCCCGCGUAUGGAGCGUGGAUACUGGCCGCUGUCUCUUGACCAUCAAUCAUCAUCGGCAGCCGGUGACGGCUGCCGCAUGGGCUGCGGACGGCGAGUCUUUUGUGACAGCAUCUCUUGACAAUUCCUCGCAACUAUGCCAUUGGAGCAUGCGUGGCCACGCUCUGCACAUGUGGCAAGGCGGAUUUCGCGUACAAGACUGUGCUAUCACGCCCGAUGGACGACGACUGAUCGCUGCCGACGUCGAAGAGAAGAUUCACGUUUAUAACUUCCUUACCCACGAGGAGGAAUACUGUCUAGCUUUGAAGAGCAAGCCCACCUCUGUCGCAGUCAGCCGGGAUUCACGCCAUAUGCUUGUGAAUUUGUCCGAAGGCCAAAUACAACUCAUCGAUAUUGACACGACAGAUGUCAUCCGGCGUUUUCAAGGGCAAAAGCAGGGGUCCUUUGUCAUCCGGAGUACCUUUGGAGGAGCAGCGGAGAAUUUUGUCGUCAGUGGAAGCGAAGAUUCCAGGGUCUAUGUAUGGCACAAAGAGAACGGGACCUUGGUGGAAACCCUAGAGGGUCACAUCUCUGGAUGCGUGAAUGCAAUCUCCUGGAACCCUACAAACCCCAGGCUGUUUGCUUCCGCCGGAGAUGAUUGCUUGGUUAGAAUUUGGACCCGGGAGCGUGACGCGAAUCCUCUUACUACUGCUAGUAAUCGCAGAACGACACCGGCGAGUGGCUUCGCACGCACGAGUGCUAUACGAUCAACAUCAAGCUUCUAA